AUGGGGUUUCCCAGCCCCGGCAUAAACCUGGAUCCAGCAACGCCGUCCUUCAGUGGGCGCAGCGGCCACGCUGGAUGCAAGUUGACUGUAAUGCCUCUCUUGUUUCUCAUCGAACAGUACGUCGCCGUCCUCCUUCUGGUCGCUGCCACCGCCAACGCCGGCCUCGUCGGCGUCGGACACGGUGGCUUCGGCUAUGGUGGCUUCGGCCACGGUGGCUUCGGCUACGGCGGUUUCGGUCACGGUGGCUACGGAGGCCACGUUGUCGCUGCCCCAGUCGCCAAGGUUGCCGUCGCUGCUCCCCUCCGCGUGACCAGCGCCGUCACCACCAGGCACGACGUGUACGCUCCCCGCGCUGCCAGGGUUGUCCACGCUGCCCCAGUUGCUGUCGCUGCCCCAGUUGCCGUCGGCUACGGCCACGGAGGCUACGGCGGCUAUGGCGGAUUCGGCCACGGACUUGGCUUCGGCUAUGGU
Molecule: messenger RNA, 471 nt
Organism: Ixodes scapularis (black-legged tick)
Lineage: Eukaryota; Metazoa; Arthropoda; Arachnida; Ixodida; Ixodidae
Product: cuticle protein 64
Exons: 3
Source: RefSeq, a predicted model, not a curated record